This is a messenger RNA of Vanessa atalanta (red admiral), 1020 nucleotides long. RefSeq lists its product as uncharacterized. The transcript has 7 exons. The coding region runs from base 22 to 897 and encodes 291 amino acids. The record is from RefSeq and is a predicted model, not a curated record. Lineage: Eukaryota; Metazoa; Arthropoda; Insecta; Lepidoptera; Nymphalidae.
AGUGCAGUGUCAAGCUUAAUCAUGAAAGGGUUACUGUUAUUUCUUGGCCUCGCCGUCGUAUGCGCAUCAGCGCAUAAUGUUGGCUUCAGGGUAAAGUUCAACGUUGGUUUCAACUUUGGCGGUGACUUCUUCUUCGAUGUGCCCCGUACUAUGGCUGCGGCCGUCAUCCAGCGCUGGACCCUGACGCAGCGCUCUACCAGUGUUCGGGCACCCCUUGUCCUGUACUGCCACUCCGACCUCAUUUUCUGCGCAUACUAUGAUGACAACGGCUUUGCAGCAGGAGUACAAGUAGCUUUACCUCAAGAUAAAUUCACCGAUGCAUUGUAUGACUGGACAACCCAAGGUUUCGUAGAAUGGGUACCUGCAUUACCUUCUGGAGAAAUUAGGAAGUUCUGGGCUAUUUCACAAUAUUUCGUAUCAGAAGAGUACCUUCAACUGAACGCAGAGGAUCGUCGUGCAUUGUACGAUUCCUCCAAGUUAUUGCAACAAGAUGCCAUCUGGUUGACCGGCUUCUACGGAAAUGUGGAUAAAGUAUCUAGUAAGACCAGUGACAUCGCGAACAGCGUCUACACCAAACAGGCCUGCAUUCCUUGGAUGGGUCGUCACUACUACUACAAUAUGACUGAAAACACCCCCUGCGCGGCUGAUACUAUGUACCCUUGGUUCCCACUUGUGCACGACGGCAAUUUAAUUGGUACUGGCUUCGUCGUCUUCGGAAAAUUGCCUAUCGAAGAAAAUGCACGUGACUGGUUUGAAAGACCACCUAAGCUAGCUGUCCAGGUUAUUGUUCCGGAUGGACCUAAAUGUCUUUACGAUUUGACUGAACAAGUUGGACUACUUACCAUGCACAUUUACUACAUCGAUCAACCCUGGACUUUGGGCUGCCUGUUCCAGUAAUUUCUAAUACUGGGAUGUGAUAAUGGGACACAAUCGAAUUUCCCUAAUUUUAUUUAUUUAUUUAUGUCUAAACUUUUUUAGUUUAGCGCAAAAUGUACAAAAUGUAUGUUAUAAGACUUGCAU